Melanaphis sacchari is the source of this 1957-nucleotide messenger RNA. RefSeq lists its product as uncharacterized. NCBI's taxonomy places the organism in Eukaryota, Metazoa, Arthropoda, Insecta, Hemiptera, Aphididae. Gene Ontology annotation, molecular function: inositol-1,3,4,5,6-pentakisphosphate 2-kinase activity; ATP binding. Gene Ontology annotation, biological process: inositol phosphate biosynthetic process. The record is from RefSeq and is a predicted model, not a curated record. Gene Ontology annotation, cellular component: nucleus.
AUGAUCGCGGCAGCACGUGCGGCGCUGCUGAAAUCUCCGCAGCAACUGACGUUACGACAAAGUGUGGCGUUACAAGGGCGAGCAACGCCAACGUGGUUUUGCGAAACCGCUACGGCGGCCGCGGCCGAAACGCUGUCUGUGCGAUUGCGCUUUUGCGACGCCGUUGACGUUCGUUCUUCGCACCCGUCACUCGAUGCUGUGCCGAUGCGCGUGGCCGCCGACGAGUUGCCGAAAUCAAACUCGUGCGGCCGGACAGGCCGCCGGCCCGAAAGCAAAGGUCUCGGUGGGCGGGGGCCUGGUGGCCGUUGCCAGUUACGACGCCUGCCGCGCGGACGCCGGGCGUCUGGUCGUGGAGAUCAACCCAAACAGGGAUGGGUUCACGAGGACGACUGGACGUCCGGCGAGUGCGGGCCGCCAAGUGCCCGUUCUGCUGCGUCACCAUGGAAGCUGUGCCGGGCGACGUCCGGAGGUCGAGCGGUUGCGCGAAAUCGACGACUCGGCGGCCGGACAGGCCGCCGGGCCGAAAGCACAAGGUCUCAGGUGGGCGGGGCCUGGUGGCCGUUGCCAUACUACGACGCCCGCCGGCGAGCCGGCGUCUGGUGCGGAGAUCAAACCCAAACAGGAUGGGUUCACGAGGACGACUGCACGUCCGGCGGAGUGCGGGCCGCCAAGUGCCCGUUCUGCGCGCACCAAUACUUGAAGCUGUGCCGGGGCGACGUCCGGAGGUCGAGCGGGUACUGUCCGUUAGACAUGUUCUCGGGCCGCCGCGAACGGGUCCGGCGGGCCAUCCGCGCGCUGCUCCGGGACCCGCAGACAAUGAAAAUUUUCCUGGACGGCGACCCGGUGGCCGCGCACGACGGUUUCGAGGCGCUGCGAUCGAGGCGGUCUGCCGCGGUUUUGCUGCUGGUCGCGGGCGCUCUGCUCGGCGAUUUCGAGGACGGCGGACGCGACGAUCCGGCCGCGGACGGUGGCCAGGAGGACCGCGGCGCCGGUACGUGCGACUUCCGCGCGGUUCCGAUGCCCCGGCACUGCGUGCUGCACGAGAUCCUGACGAUGCAGCGGAUGCAAACGGCCGGUUUCGCGGCCGUGCUCGAGUACGACGGACUGCGGGCGUCGCGGCGUCCGCAUCAGUUCGGCCACGUCGACCGUCUGCAGCCCGGCGCGGCGGCGUCCGCCUGGAGCCCGGUGGACGGAUAUCUGGUGGCCGCCACGGCCCGAGACUGUUCAGUGUUCGUCACGUUCCGCCGUUCCGGAAGUCCGUCGGCCACGGCGGUACGCGUCAAGGUGUCCGAUCUAGACCCGAAACCGUUGUCGACCGUCGACAAACACCGGAUCCGCGACGCAAACGUUUCGACGGCCUGCCAACGAUACUCGGUCGGAUGGCGACUGUAACGACAUUGCCGUUGACUGCGACGGCGGCGUGUCGUGGCCUCGCGUCGACGAUGAAGCGGAAUGUGGGGUGUUGCGCGAGUGCGAUUAUUAUGUGUUGUUUUACCUCUUGGGCGUGUGUUGUAUAAUAUUGUAUUAAUCUAUGUAACGACGAUGAUAUUAUAUCAAAUAAAUGCCGCGUUUAUCACGAAAUAACGUAUUGGUUUAUGCUGCGCAUAGGUGCCCCGAUUUACGUAUCGUUCGAUAAGAGUUAUGCGUGUAGUCCUUGACUUGUUUUCUCGAUGAAGUCCCGUGUCCUGUUGGAGUGUCGGCUGUUCUCGAAUUGUCGCCGGUAAGACAGGGCUGAGCACGUGUUGGGCCGUGGGUUAUACCGGUAACAGUAACGGAAGGCUAAGCAUUAAAUGUGUGUAGUAACACGAGGCCUGGUAAAGCUGGGUGCCAAUAACUGGGAAACUAUUACGUGGACCCUCUUAUUGCGUAGACGUUGCGGUGUAAGUGUCAAACUGUUAUUGCGAGGAACCUAAUUUGAAAAAUCACACAAAUAUUAUAUUAUUAUAUGUUAUCCAGU